Coregonus clupeaformis (lake whitefish) is the source of this 698-nucleotide messenger RNA. RefSeq names its product C-C motif chemokine 20. Gene Ontology annotation, biological process: positive regulation of ERK1 and ERK2 cascade; positive regulation of GTPase activity; chemokine-mediated signaling pathway. The transcript is spliced from 4 exons. The coding region runs from base 48 to 356 and encodes 102 amino acids. Gene Ontology annotation, cellular component: extracellular region. Gene Ontology annotation, molecular function: chemokine activity; CCR chemokine receptor binding. The record is from RefSeq and is a predicted model, not a curated record. Lineage: Eukaryota; Metazoa; Chordata; Actinopteri; Salmoniformes; Salmonidae.
CAGUAGGUUUGUUCAGUGGAUCUUCUCUCGUCCUACUUACCAUCACCAUGGCUUCCAGAUACCUAGACACGAUCCUGCUUCUCUGCUGCAUUGUGACCAUGUUGAGUUCAACCUCAGCAGCAUAUGGCCCUAGGAAACUUUACUGUUGUGUGGAGUACCAGGAGAAGCCUAUACCCUACCAGCAGAUAAAAGGCUACAAACAACAGAGUUACAAGGAGGUGUGCAACAAUGAUGCUAUCAUCUUCUAUACCGUGAAGAACAAGAAGGUAUGCGCCAGCAUUAAGGACGAGUGGGUGAGGACGGCUCUGGCUCAUCUCAGCUCCAAACUGAAGAAGAUGUCCGCAACAACACUGUGAUGGCCAAAACCCCCAACCCCACUCUGAAAGGCACAUUCACCCACAGCGACACAACUUUCUCCAAUCGCAACACAACAUUCUCCAACAGCACCGUAACAUUCAACAUCACCAGUAACAACACCAUUCAGUAAUGUGGCCAAAUGAUGCAGAUUUAAUGCAUUGCAUAUCUGAGGAUUGCCAUUGUUGAUGAUUGUACUUUAUUCAUGCUAAAGCUUUCAGGUAUCUUCUGAACCCACAAUGUAAGCUAAUUAAGUCAACUGCUUCAAUUAGUUAUAUUUUUCUGCAUUCCAUGUUUUAUAUUUGUUUAUUUUAAGGCCUGCAGAAAUAAAGAAUUCAAUAUAU